CUCCUUCAUCCUUCUUCCACCAGCACAAACUGAUCCUCAUCACCAUCAAAAUACAGAAAGAAGAAGAAGAAGAAGCAAGCUAAGUUCAGCUCCAAACCAGCAAAAAUGAAGGCAUCAUAUCUGCAGCAGGGACAAGUUAUGGGGCUCCCAAUCACCUCAUCUUCAUCAGCAUCAACUGCUGCAAGAAUGGCUCCUAGGCCUUUACUUCUUGAAGAUGCGCCUCACCGUUACAUGCCAACUCCAGCUCAUCAAUCUCUCAUGCUCAAACAAAACAGAGUAGAUUCCAUGCUCAAAAGGAUGAACAAGCUGGGGAAGAAGGCUGACAAAUUCGCACAUGGAAUCCGCGAACAUGUGAAACUUGGGAACAAGAUCAGCGAGACCUUGAAAGGCAAGUUAACCUUGGGGGCGCGGAUUCUGCAAGUAGGUGGUGUGAAGAAAGUUUUCAGGCAAUUCUUCAGUGUGAGUGAAGGGGAAAGGCUAUUGAAGGCAUGCCAGUGCUAUUUGUCGACAACAUCAGGUCCAAUUGCUGGACUCUUGUUCAUUUCAACGCACAAGCUCGCCUUCUGCAGCGAGAGAUCGAUUCAGCUGUCGUCGCCAGAGGGGAAAUCGAUCCGGGUUCACUACAAGGUUGUUAUCCCAUUGGAGAAGAUAGAGCGGGUCAACCAAAGCGAGAAUGCGAAGAAGCCGUCGCAGAAGUAUAUGGAGGUGGUGACGGUGGACGGGUUUGAUUUCUGGUUCAUGGGUUUCUUGAGUUACAAGAAAGCUUUCAAGUGUGUUGAGCAGGCUAUGACUGCUACUUCAACGUGAUUUCUCCACUCGUUGAAGCUUAGUGUAGACUUUGUUUCAUGUUGAUAUGCAAUGAAGACUGAAGAGGACAUAGUUAGUGAGGGGAUUAGAGCCCACAAAUGUAAAGAGUUUAAGCUGUAAAUUAGAUUUAACAUCCCUUGCGCGGGGACGAUGAUCGAAUUAAGCCAACACGGUUUGAUUCAACGACAACAAAGAGGUUUUUCUCAUCUUAUGUUGUGGCUACAUCUUAUAGUAUUUGUUCAAAUUGUUGGAAAUCGAACUACAGGGUUUUUGGUACAUUUGAAACGGAA
Messenger RNA from Linum tenue, 1097 nucleotides. NCBI's taxonomy places the organism in Eukaryota, Viridiplantae, Streptophyta, Magnoliopsida, Malpighiales, Linaceae. The record is from the annotation of a GenBank genome assembly.